UUUUGUUGACGAAAGUUUUGUGCAAUUUUCGGAUUUCCUCUUGUUUUAGUGAAAAUAUUGUAUUGAAAUGUAUUUAAAUAUACAGCCAUUUAAAAUAUUCAUUCAUCAGUGACUAGUUUCUGCUGAACAAUGGCUUUAAAACUCGAUUUUGAGGCAUUAUGCCGUACUUGUUUGUGUAGUGAUAAUCUCCAUCCUAUAUUUCUAAAUGCUACAAAAUCUACGCGAUAUUCUAUCGCAAUUGACAUGAUAGCUGGACUGAAGGUUGAAAUGAACGAUGGGCUGCCUCAAAAAAUAUGUAUGACUUGCAUAAAAAAUCUAAACAGUGCCAUUAACUUCCGUAAGCAAUGCAAGGAUGCGGAGACGCAACUUUUGCAAGCGAAGACUGAAUCGGAAAGCAUUUUAUUUGUUCCUGAAGUAACGAUGGAAGAAAAAGGUGAUGAAGAAGAAAUAGGAGAAGAUAUGAAUGAAUCGAUGGAGUUGGAUAAUGAUUGUGAUGAUGAUAGACCGAUUAAUGAUUUUGAAAAUGAAACAGUGGUAAACGAUGAAGGAAAUGAUACGGUACCGAUCAAUAGUAGAGAAGAGAUAAAAGAAAGGAAGAUAUUGAAACGUAAAAAAAUUAAUGCUGACGGACCUUUAUGCAAAAUUUUAAAUAAAGUAGACAAAAAUCAAAGAGUCAAUUGUAAUAUCUGUCAGAAAGAGUUGUCCAUUAGGAGCAUAGACCGCCACAUGGCCAGCUACCAUCCGGCGCUGGACGCCAGGGUCAAGUGCGAGCUGUGCGACAGCAGGGUCACGCGGGAGAAGAUGGACAGGCAUCUGAGGCUGAUGCACGGGCCUGGGAACCUUACUUGUGGGUACUGCAAAACGGAGUUUCAAGAUAGGGAGAGCCUGGUAGAACAUAUCACCACAUGCACCGCCAAGAAAAAGAGGAAGCCAUACAAAAAAGGUCGCGAGCUAGCAGAAUGCGACUUGUGCCAGAAAGUGAUGCAGCGAGCGAGUCUGCGACUCCACAAGGCUGUCAAACACAAAGGACUGAGGCCUGUGUGUGAGCACUGCGGCCGCUCGUUCGGCAACUCCAUCCGUCUCCACGAGCACUACCGAGCGAAGCACGGCUACGAGAAGUUCAAGUGCGGCCGCUGCGACUACCAGUCGGCCAGCGAGUUGGCUAUGCAGAACCACGAAAGACGGCAUCGCGGCGAGAAACCCUUCGUAUGUGAGGAGUGCGGCGCGCGUUUCCACGCCGCGUACUUGCUUGCCCAACACAAACGCGGGCACACCACUGAGAAACCUGUUAAGUGCGACCAGUGCCCCUCCAGCUUCAAAUCCAACAACAGUCUGUUAACCCACAAGCAGACCUGCCACAGCGACCGAAGCUACGUGUGCCUGGUGUGCGCGCGCGCCUACCGCUGCCGGCACUACGCCGUCAAGCACAGCCGCGCCGUGCACCGGCUGAGGGGGCCGCCGCCGAUUGCUAGGGGGGACUUAGGGAGUUUAGCGGGGACCCUAGAGACUGCUACAUAAGACACUAACCAAAGCCCCCUCAAAUACACUGAUAUUGGUCAUUUAGUCCCCCUCCCCCGCCCCCAAACCCCAAAAGAAACUUAAGUGUCUUUAA
Ostrinia furnacalis (Asian corn borer) is the source of this 1612-nucleotide messenger RNA. RefSeq names its product zinc finger protein 62 homolog. Lineage: Eukaryota; Metazoa; Arthropoda; Insecta; Lepidoptera; Crambidae. The record is from RefSeq and is a predicted model, not a curated record. Gene Ontology annotation, biological process: regulation of transcription by RNA polymerase II. The transcript is spliced from 8 exons. Gene Ontology annotation, molecular function: DNA-binding transcription factor activity, RNA polymerase II-specific; zinc ion binding; RNA polymerase II transcription regulatory region sequence-specific DNA binding. Gene Ontology annotation, cellular component: nucleus. The coding region runs from base 130 to 1518 and encodes 462 amino acids.